Messenger RNA from Thelazia callipaeda (thelaziosis nematode), 984 nucleotides. The record is from the annotation of a GenBank genome assembly. NCBI's taxonomy places the organism in Eukaryota, Metazoa, Nematoda, Chromadorea, Rhabditida, Thelaziidae.
AUGCCGAAAAUUGGUACUCAUAAUGGGACAUUUCAUUGUGAUGAGGUUAAAAUUUUAUCACUCUUCUACCUUCCUAGAAAACGAAUUGACAGGACACGUGAUGAGAAAAUUUUAAAUGAUUGUGAUAUUUUGGUUGAUGUUGGAGGGAAAUACGAUCAUGCUACUAGGAGAUACGACCAUCAUCAAAGGGACUUCGUUCAUACCAUGAGUUCAUUAAAAGUUUUACAUUACAACACCAAAUUAAGUUCAGCUGGUCUAAUUUAUGCCCACUUUGGUAAGCGUGUCAUUAAUGAACUACUUAAAAUAUCUCCUUCUGAUCCUGUAGUCGAUAUUUUAUAUCGAAAAAUGUAUGAGAUAUUUGUUGAAUCUGUCGAUGCAAUAGAUAAUGGAAUUUCUCAAUAUGAUGGCGAGCCGAGGUAUUAUUUGGGUGGUACCUUAUCUUCUCGAGUUUCAAUAUUGAAUCCUGCGUGGAAUGAAGAUAAAGGCAUUGAAAAUGAAAGAUUCAUGGCUGCACUAAAAUUAGUUGGAGUAGAAUUCACUGAAAGAGUCGAGUAUCUUGCCAAAUCUUGGUUACCAGCACGUGACUUUGUUGUGAAUGCCAUCAAUAGUCGUUUUGACGUAGACAAAAGUGGUCAAAUAAUAUAUCUGAAAAAUGGUAAUGUGCCGUGGAAAAGUCAUUUUUUUUCUAUUGAGAAAGAGUUGAAGCUGGGAGACAGAGGGAUUACUUACGUCAUAUUUGCAGAUUCAUGUUCUUCCACAAAUUUUAAGGUGCAAGCUAUACCAGUCAGUAAAAUUCCAUAUUCCAGAGUGCCUUUGCCUGAUGAAUGGCUUGGUCUUCGUGAUGUUUUAUUGUCAGAAAAAGCAAAAAUACCUAAUUGUAUUUUUGUUCAUUCAACGGGUUUCAUUGGAGGCAACACAACAUUUGAAGGAGCAGUUCAAAUGGCCAAGAAAUCGUUAUCUCUUGCUGGAAAAUAUAGAGCCUAA